AUGGACAGAGAAGAAGAAGAUGGUUCUCAGGUUCCUCAAAGCCCAUCUUCAACACUUGUAGCUGGUGAAGUCAAAGAUUCAAACUCAACACCAUCUGACAGAGGAAGUGAAACCAAUAAUGAAGAACAUAUAGAGCCAUCAGAGAAUAAGACUCGAAAGAUCAGAGGAGGCUCUAUCUUUGUUGGAGUUUCAAGAAGUGCUUAUAAUAAGGACAAAUGGCAUGCAAGGAUAGGGAAAGGCGGUGACAGAAAAUGCCUCUACCUUGGAAUAUUUGAUACUGAAGAGGAAGCCGCCAGAGCCUACGACAUUGCAGUGAUAAGGCUGAGAGGAAAGAACAAGAGGACAAACUUUGAUAAGAGUAAAUAUGAUGUUGAAGGUAUCCUCAGAAGUCCAGAUCUUAAACUCGGCAAAGGUGCUUCAAGGCUGGUGAGGGAGACUUCUGUGGAAGAACUUCUGCAGAAAAUCAAACCCGUCGACAAGAAUGAAUCCCCGAAACCGGAACUGAAUCCUCAGGCCUUCAACUCCUACUUCAAUGGCAAUGUUCUGUUCCAGCAGAAUCAGAAUCAUUUUAGCCUGAUGCAGCAGCCUCAACAUUCUGGCUUAUAUCACUUGGCAGCUGGAGGGUCCUUUAGGGGUGUUGGACAAGUGCAGCCACAUCAAAUGCUCACAACCCAGUUUGGUUUUAAUCAGAACCCAAGUCCUCAGUUCCAUCAGAACUUCAGAGGUGUUAACUGUCAGCAGCUACAGCCCCGUCGUUACUACGAUUUCUUUGGCGACUUGUCGACAUCAACUGAAGGUGGUAACAAUGUUUUGGGAAGUAAUCACAGUGGUGGAGGAAACACAAGCAGUGGUGGCUUGCAAGCCAAGUCGCCAUCAACAGAAGGUGGUAACAAUGUUUUGGGAAGUAAUCACAGCGGUGGAGGAAACACAAGCAGUGGUGGCUUGCAAGCCAAGUCGCCAUCAACUGAAGGUGCAGGUAACAAUGUUUUGGGAAGGAAUCACAGUGGUGGAGGAAACACAAGCAGUGGUGGCUUGCAAGGUGAAAAGAAGGCAGCAACUGCAGAAUAUGCAAGCCUUGGGGAAGAUCUGUGUUUGGGCAUGCCCUUUCAUGUUUGA
This is a messenger RNA of Tripterygium wilfordii, 1116 nucleotides long. Its product is annotated as AP2-like ethylene-responsive transcription factor PLT2. Gene Ontology annotation, molecular function: DNA-binding transcription factor activity; DNA binding. NCBI's taxonomy places the organism in Eukaryota, Viridiplantae, Streptophyta, Magnoliopsida, Celastrales, Celastraceae. Gene Ontology annotation, biological process: regulation of DNA-templated transcription. Bases 1 to 1116 code for a protein of 371 amino acids. The transcript has 4 exons. The record is from RefSeq and is a predicted model, not a curated record.